This is a messenger RNA of Acanthoscelides obtectus, 611 nucleotides long. NCBI's taxonomy places the organism in Eukaryota, Metazoa, Arthropoda, Insecta, Coleoptera, Chrysomelidae. The record is from the annotation of a GenBank genome assembly.
CUCGAUAGUAUGAAUUAAACACGCUGUCGUAUGUACAAUGAAGAAUUCGACGAAAUAGUGACAAACAUCCAACGCUAAAAAUACCAACCCCAUAAGAGAGGCAGGUCAUGUACUCUCCGCCGUUAUAUGAAGCUGUGGAUGACUUCCUUCUGGUCUAUAUUUGUCACAUGUUAAAAUUAGGCAAGGAUGCGGCGUUAGAUGCAUCUAGACUUUCAGGAAUCAGGUCAACUAAUAUGCAAUGCCAGUGUGCAAUUUCUUUUGAAAUUGGAAGGCAGUUAGGGUCAAGGAAAAAGAAAAUGGCAUUGUCUAAUUUCGGCUAUUCCUGUCUAUCUUAUGAAACAGUCGGAUUUUCAAAGUUCCCUAUCAGCACUUUUGUUAGAUUCGUAAAAACAGCUAGAAACAACUCACUGUAUGACUUUUAACCGUCUUUAUGUCUUUCACUGUAAAUGAGAAUUACCAACUGAAAUAUUUUGACAUUAUUGCUUCUAAUCAUAUUUUUGCAUCGAACCAUACCAAGCGUGAAGUAACUAAAGUACAUGCGACAGCUAUUAGAAGGGUUAUAUUGCUUUAGCUUCAGAAAAACGCACGACCCAAACGUGGCACUGACCUCC